GGGGCGGCUGGCGCCGCCGCCGAGCGCCGCGCCCGCCGGCAUGAUGCAGAUCUGCGACUCGUACAGCCAGAAGUACUCGCUCUUCAACGCCAUGAACCGCUUCAUCGGCGCCGUCAACAACAUGGACCAGACGGUGAUGGUGCCGAGCCUGCUGCGCGACGUGCCGCUGCUGCUGGAGGAGCUGGACGCGGCGGGCGGCGUGUGCGCCGAGCGCGACGCGGCGCUGCCGCCGCCGCCCAACGCCGGCGCCUACUUCUCGCGCAGGGACAUGUACAGCCACUACAUGCUGCUCAAGUCCAUCCGCAACGACAUCGAGUGGGGCGUGCUGCAGCCGCCGGCGGGCGACGACGCCGCCCGCAAGAAGGACAAGCUGGGCGGCGGCGGCCCCGGCGCGGACAUUAGCCGCGGGCUGGCGGCCGACGGCGAGGCCGAGGAGGACCUGGAGGAGCAGUUCCACUACCACCUCAGCGGACUGCACGCCGUGCUCUCCAAGCUCACGCGCAAGGCCAACGUGCUCACCAACCGCUACAAGCAGGAGAUCGGCUUCAGCAGCUGGGGCCAGUGAGCGCCGCGCGCGC
This is a messenger RNA of Nothoprocta perdicaria, 578 nucleotides long. It is a transcript of the gene MID1IP1, whose product is annotated as MID1 interacting protein 1. Gene Ontology annotation, biological process: regulation of lipid biosynthetic process. The record is from RefSeq and is a predicted model, not a curated record. Gene Ontology annotation, cellular component: cytosol. Bases 41 to 565 code for a protein of 174 amino acids. Lineage: Eukaryota; Metazoa; Chordata; Aves; Tinamiformes; Tinamidae. The transcript has a single exon.